AUGCGCGGUGGUGCGAGGUGUAGUGCCUCUCUCCGCCAACUACGGCUUUCCCGGCCGUUGGCGGAUGGCGGCCGGUAUGCGAGGGCCCUUCGGACGAGCGCGGCGCCACAGGCGUUGAGGUCGCUGCCAUAUUGCCGCACGCAACGGCCGGAACUUGCGAUCCAGGGCGCCAGCUUGUCGACGUCGUGCCCCAAUCGAUCUCGGUCAAUGGCUACAGUUGUCGACGCGGACCCCAUUGUCCACGACGGAGGUCCAAUUCCAGAGUACGAUAGGCGGGUGGAAGUGGGCAAGUUGCGAAACGACGAGCAUCAAAGAGGCAUCAUUCAGAAUCUUCAGAAUCUCCAUGGGGAACUGCGCAAUUAUAACGCCCCGCCCGUCAAGCACCCGAGCAUCGAAUCUCUCAAGCCCACACCCAAGAAGUCUGUAUUCUCGUCGCUCUUUAGCAAGGGGCCAAGCAAGCCCGCUAUUGGAGAUAUCCCCAACAACCUUCCUCGAGGCUUGUAUCUGUACGGCGAUGUCGGAUGCGGCAAGACCAUGUUGAUGGACCUGUUUUAUGAGACUCUGCCCGCAUCUGUGAAAUCGAAAACCCGCAUCCACUUCAACAACUUCAUGCAAGAUGUGCACAAGAGGUUGCACCGCAUCAAGAUGGAGCAUGGAAACGACAUUGACGCUGUGCCAUAUAUCACGGCUGAGAUUGCUCAGCAGGGCAACGUGCUCUGCUUUGACGAGUUUCAACUACUGGAAUCCCUCAUGUCUCACGGUGUAGUGUUGGUGACAACAUCCAACAGACACCCCGAUGAGCUGUAUAAGAACGGUGUCCAGCGAGAGUCCUUCAUCCCCGCCAUCGAUCUCCUCAAGAACCGCCUACAUGUCAUCAACCUCGAUUCACCAACCGAUUACCGUAAAAUUCCCCGACCACCUUCCGAUGUCUAUCAUACGUCUCUCGACAGCCACGCCCAUGCCCACGCGGAGAAGUGGUUCCGAUUCCUUGGUGAUCCCGAGCAGCCUGAACCUCGACCAGAAAUCCAGAAGGUCUGGGGCCGAGAGAUUUAUGUUCCCCGAGUCAGUGGGCGAGCAGCCUGGUUCACCUUUGACGAGCUCAUCCGACAACCAAAGUCAGCAGCCGACUACCUCGAAUUGGUCCGCUCUUACGAGGCUUUCAUCGUCACGGACAUUCCCGGAAUGACUCAUCAGCAACGUGAUCUUGCCCGUCGAUUCAUCACCUUCAUCGAUGUCGUAUACGAGGGUAAUGCCAAGCUGGUCUUAACCACUGAGAAGCCCCUCACUGAGCUCUUUGUUUCCCGGGACGAAAUCGCCGAGAGUCUUAUGAAGCAGGGCUUGAAACACGACCAGGCUGCAGAGGCCGCCAAGAAUGACCUGGAACACAACGUGAACAACCUCAAAGACUCGAAUCUCUUUGCUGGAUCAGAAGAAGCCUUUGCCUUUGCCAGAGCGUUGAGUCGACUGCGGCACAUGGAGAGCAAAGAGUGGGUGGAAAGGGGCAUGGGCCUCGAGAGCCAGGGCGGUAAGCAGGAGCAGGAGAACUGGAACAAGACGAGGAGUCGACAGAUGGAGGAUUCGAUGUAA
Messenger RNA from Fusarium keratoplasticum, 1587 nucleotides. RefSeq lists its product as uncharacterized. The transcript is spliced from 3 exons. Lineage: Eukaryota; Fungi; Ascomycota; Sordariomycetes; Hypocreales; Nectriaceae. Gene Ontology annotation, biological process: protein quality control for misfolded or incompletely synthesized proteins. The coding region runs from base 1 to 1587 and encodes 528 amino acids. Gene Ontology annotation, molecular function: ATP binding; ATP hydrolysis activity. The record is from RefSeq and is a predicted model, not a curated record. Gene Ontology annotation, cellular component: mitochondrion; cytoplasm.